Candoia aspera is the source of this 3085-nucleotide messenger RNA. RefSeq names its product terminal nucleotidyltransferase 2 (gene TENT2). The transcript is spliced from 15 exons. Gene Ontology annotation, molecular function: poly(A) RNA polymerase activity. The record is from RefSeq and is a predicted model, not a curated record. Lineage: Eukaryota; Metazoa; Chordata; Lepidosauria; Squamata; Candoiidae. The coding region runs from base 209 to 1681 and encodes 490 amino acids.
AUGGUCUCGUUUAAGGAAUUUCCGGUUUACUUCCGGAGAAUUCCACCUGCCUUUCUUUUUCUCCCCAGAAAGGAGGGGAAGAAAACAGACUAGGCGGCUGGCCUCGGAGAACGGUGGGCCUCGGCCCUCAGCCGCUCCUUUCGCGCUCCUGAAUUCCCCACCCUCGUCGGAGUAGAAGAAUACAUAUUGACUUACAGCACAGAAGAGCAUGUUCCCAAAUUCUUCCAGUUUGAGUCGUCCACCCUUUCCACUAGAACGCCAACCAUAUAAUCUCUUCAUUAAUCUUCCAGUGAACAUACCUCCUGUUCUCUUUCACCAGCAAUUUAAUAUCCUUAGAACUCUGGUGAGUGGUACUCCUUCAGCCAUCCCACCUGUUUCGCCACCACACUUUGCCUGUAGAAAUGACAGUCCAGUGCAUGGAUCAGCUACACCUAUGUUAUUCCGAUGCAGAAAGAGGUUGAAAGAACAAGAUGUUCCGUAUGAAGUAAAGCGCCAGCGAUUUCAUUCACCUCAUCGUGAAUUAACUUCAGCUAACCAAGCAGUGCCUUUAAUAGAAGAUCACAGACAUUCAUUCUCUGGAUCAAUUUCUUCACCAUUAUUUCAAGCACAUUACAUCUCAGAUUUAGCAGGAUGUGUGCCACCAUUACGUGAACCUUCCUUUACUGAAGCUAUAGAAGCUACACUUCCUGUAGCCAAAGAUAAGUUAAGUCAGCAAGUACUGGAGUUAUUUCAAGUAUGUCAACAACAAAUCUGUGACUUGAACAAAAAAGAGUUUUGCCGUACUCAACUCCAAAGGGAAAUUCAGCAGAUCUUUCCAAAUAGUAGACUAUUUUUGGUUGGAUCUUCACUGAAUGGAUUUGGUACUCGUAGCAGUGAUGGUGAUUUGUGCCUAGUGGUUAAAGAAGAGCCAAUGAAUCAGAAGACUGAAGCAAGACACAUACUCAGCUUACUCCAAAAACACUUCUGUAGGAAGCUUUCAAGCUACAUUGAGAGACCUCAACUGAUCCGAGCAAAAGUGCCAAUAGUAAAGUUCAGGGAUAAAGUCAGCUGUGUGGAUUUUGACUUGAAUGUAAACAAUGUUGCAGGAAUAAGAAAUACAUUCCUUCUGAGAACCUAUGCAUACAUUGAGAACCGAGUGCGUCCAUUAGCGCUGGUUGUAAAGAAAUGGGCAAGCUUUCAUGGUAUAAAUGAUGCCAAACAAGGCACUUUAAACAGCUUUAGUCUUGUGUUGAUGGUUUUGCACUAUUUACAAACCCUACCUGAACCUAUCCUUCCAUGCCUCCAAAAAUAUUACCCAGAAUCUUUUGAUCCUACUAUGCAGCUGCAUCUUGUGCAUCGAGCACCAUGCACCAUUCCUCCUUACAUUUCAAAAAACAAAUCUACACUUGGAGAUCUAUUGCUGGGCUUCCUGAAAUACUACGCAACAGAAUUUGAUUGGAGCAAUCAGAUGAUUUCAAUCCGUGAAGGCAAAGCUCUUCCAAGACCUGAUGGUAUUGAAUGGAGAAACAAGUUCAUUUGCAUAGAAGAACCUUUUGAAAGAACAAAUACUGCUAGAGCAGUACAUGAAAAACAGAAGUUUGAAGUUAUCAUAGAUGAAUUUCGAAAGUCAUGGCAGAGGCUGAGAGACAGGAAGGAUUUGAACUGUAUACUACCUUUAAGAGCAACUAUACAGAAAAGAUGAUUGGCUUCUGUCUCAUUAAGUGGACUAUUCUGAAAUACAGCAUAUAAAUACAUGAAACGCCCGGGAUGCGAUUUUUCUCCCUUCCCUGCUGCACCUUUUUUAAGAAGAGAUAUUUCUUUCAGGUUUUUGGUAGGAAAAAAAAUUGUAAAGAAUUUAAAGAAGAUUGCAACCUUUAUGACAUUAAACCAAUUUGAACACUGGCUUCUGGAGUACAUUAAAUCAGUGACCAAUAAAGAGACUACUGCUGUAAUACAAAUUUUGCAAAAUCUGUUGCAUUUUGAUUUACUGUUACUAUGUAUUGUAGUAUUUUAUUCAUCCACACCAAAUACUGAAACAGAAAGAUGAAUGUAUGACAGCCAGUGGUGAUAAUAAAAAAAUAACAUAAUGGCAUACAUUUCCAUUAGAGUAAGAAGUAAAAGCCUUUAGGCUCUGCUUUACAACUGCUAAUUGCAAUAUGCACUUUAGCUCAUUCCAGUUUUAACAGAUAAAAAAAAAAAGAAACACCAGCUUUUAAGCAAAAUUAACAACUUGGUCCUGAUUAUUCCUACUGAUCCAGGCUGAUUCUCAUUCAAAUCUUAUCUUGUAUCUGGCCUAUGCUACUUUAAAUUGCAUAUGAGAAUCCAUGUAAUUAGUUGUUGCUCUGUACAACAACAGCAACAACAAAGAAAAGUAGAUGUUGAGGAAAAAGGCUAAGCUGGAAUAUUUUGUGUUGGAUUUGAUAUUUCCCAAAAACGCAGAAUUUUAUCACUCAGUAACAAGAGGCCCCAGCCUCUGUCUGAAGUAGUAUAUCCCAAAUAUGCAAUUACUGCCUUUUUUUAAGAAUUUCUGUCUAUGGAACCUUAACUGGAAUUUUAUAACUAAAAGCAGUUGAGUAAUAUAUUAGGCUGUAGUGUCAGGUGACCAUAUUCUAGUGGUCGUGUAUAGUAGUCCUCUGGAACUUUGUUCUGCCUUCCUGAGGCAGUAAAAAUAAAACAAACACAACAAAACUUAAUGCCUAGGAACUGCAGAUGUGAUUUUUUUUCCUUUCCUUUUCUUUUUAGAAAAUUAAGUAGCAAGAGUUUGAUAUUCCUUUCAGAUCAGUGGUAGCUUUAAACAUUAUCAUGAAGCAGAUGGAAAGCAAGCACAAUCAAGAGUGAUGGUCCUCUUAACUGCACUUCCAGUAUAAUAUGAAAAAUGAAAACCUGAAAAGGUUGUACUGCUGCCUGUACAUCCCAUCUACUAUAAAAUCCUUGCAUCACAAUAAGUGUAAGAAGUGUAACUCCUUGUACUUCCUCACAUCCUUUGCUGUAAGAUGUGGAUCUCCCCUGAGUCAGGCUCUCAAAAUUUUCUUUCUGUGUCAAUAAUGUAGUAAUGAUGAUUGCUAAUCGUAACUGCUACAAUAAAGCAAGGUCUUUUUAAGAUUUC